This is a messenger RNA of Manis pentadactyla (Chinese pangolin), 570 nucleotides long. RefSeq names its product keratin-associated protein 9-7-like. The coding region runs from base 1 to 570 and encodes 189 amino acids. The transcript is spliced from 3 exons. The record is from RefSeq and is a predicted model, not a curated record. Gene Ontology annotation, cellular component: keratin filament. Lineage: Eukaryota; Metazoa; Chordata; Mammalia; Pholidota; Manidae.
AUGCGAGGAGGAACUCACCCCACCUGCUGUGGGUCUUGCAGCCGCCCAACUUGCUGUCAAACCACCUGCUGCAGGACCACCUUCUGCCGGCCAACCUGUGUGGCCACCUGCUGCCAGCCCACCUGCUGCAGCGCUCCCUGCUGCCAGCCCUCCUGCUGUGGGUCCAUUGGCUGUGGACAGACCUGCUGGGGGUCCAGCUGCUGCCAGCCUUGCCGCCGCCCAACCUGCUGUCAAACCAGCUGCUGCAGGACCACGUGCUGCCGGCCGACUUGUGUGGCCUCCUGCUGCCAGCCCACCUGCUGUGGGUCUAGUGGCUGGGGGUCCAGCUGCUGCCAGCCUUGCUGCCGCCCAACCUGCUGUCAAACCAGCUGCUGCAGGACCACCUGCUGCCGGCCGACUUGUGUGACCCCCUGCUGCCAGCCCUCCUGCUGUGGGUCUAGUGGCUGUGGACAGUCCUGCUGUGGAUCCAGCUGCAGCCAGCCAGUGUGCUCUGGACCCGUGUACUGCCACAGAACCUGCUACCAGCCCACCUGCUGCUGCCUGCCUGGCUUCAUCUGUCCACAACGUUGA